AUGAAUCAAGUGGAGUCUAAAGAAAACACAAUUAAAUUAUUUGGAAGAUACAGUUACGAUGAUAUUGAAAUCAACGACGUGUCAUUAAAGCCGUACAUUAACGUACACACAAGAGUAUCUGUUCCUCACACUGGAGUAAGCUACUGUAAGAAACAGUUUGCAAAGGCAAACAUGCCAUUGACUAUGAGACUAGCACACGGUCUUAUGAGACAUGGAAGAAACACAAGCAAGGCACUGUUAGUUCUUAAGGCAGUAAGAGAUGCAUUCAUAAUCAUUGAAAGACUUACCAAAAAGAACCCAAUGCAAAUUCUUGUUGAUGCAUGCAUUAACUCUGGGCCAAGAGAAUCAACUGCCAGAGUAGGAAAAGGUGGUUCCGCAAAAAGAUCAUCUGUAGAUGUAUCCCCACUUAGAAGAUUAAAUCUUGCCAUAGAAUUCCUUACCACAGGAAUGAGAAAGGCUGCAUUUAAGAACACAAAAACACUUCCAGAGACAAUUGCAGAUGAACUUAUUGCUGCAUCAAGAGGAAACCCAAAUGCAUACGCAGUUAAGAAGAGAGAUGAAGUUGAAAGAGUUGCUAAAUCCAGCAGAUAA
Messenger RNA from Nematocida parisii ERTm1, 591 nucleotides. RefSeq names its product 30S ribosomal protein S7. Gene Ontology annotation, molecular function: structural constituent of ribosome; mRNA binding; rRNA binding. Gene Ontology annotation, biological process: translation; ribosomal small subunit assembly. Gene Ontology annotation, cellular component: ribosome; cytosolic small ribosomal subunit. NCBI's taxonomy places the organism in Eukaryota, Fungi, Microsporidia. The transcript has a single exon. The coding region runs from base 1 to 591 and encodes 196 amino acids. The record is from RefSeq and is a predicted model, not a curated record.